This is a messenger RNA of Hipposideros armiger (great roundleaf bat), 1761 nucleotides long. It is a transcript of the gene TMEM268, whose product is annotated as transmembrane protein 268. Bases 677 to 1714 code for a protein of 345 amino acids. Lineage: Eukaryota; Metazoa; Chordata; Mammalia; Chiroptera; Hipposideridae. The record is from RefSeq and is a predicted model, not a curated record. The transcript has 9 exons.
GUGGGCGCCGUGAUCGCGCCUGGCUUCUUCCGGACGCCUUUGGGCCCCUUCCUCCGCGUGUUGUGCGUGGGAGCUGCUCUCGAGCGGCUUUUGGGAGCCGGUGGCCGGUGGGGGUGAUUUCUUGGUGAAGGAGUCGCCCAGGCAGCAGACCCGGGACCGGGCUUGAGGGCGGCGACUGGGGCAAGACACAUCUGCCCAAGGCCAAGGCCAGACGUGGUGGGACAUCCCCUGCCUGGAUGAGCCCGGUUCCGCUCUGGCUCGGACCCCGACUAUCUCCUUGAUCUUGGAUGGUUCACUUUCAUUUUCCUGGGUCUUAAUAGCCUCAUCUGUAAAAUGGAGAGCUUGGACUCGCUGUUUCUCAAGGCCUUUUUACCCCAGAACUUCUGUGACAGGCCCUCUUAGGGCCUCUUAUUGGGACUUUCCAGUUUAACAAAAACAAAACCUGACUUGUAAAAACUAGGAUCUUUCUUUCUCUCCCAACCUCCGCUCCCCUCCCCCGCCCCCCAUACCUUCCCCAAAGCUCAGUGAAGCGCCCGGUUCCUGGGAAGGCUGGGCACUCAGUGUCUGGAGAAAUGGAGACCUUUGCUCAGCAGGACGCAGGUGCAGCUAAUCUGGGUGCCCCAGAAUGAACCACAGCCCUGAGAAGGGGAAGUAGACACCUAGCUGGCUCUUGGCUAUGGCCUGUGAACCGCAGAUGGACCCAGGUGGGGCGGCUGGCCCCUUGUCCACCUCCUCCGCUGGUUGGAGCGCCUUGCCGGUGGGGAGCCCUCCUGGCUGGGGGCAAGAGCUCCGCAAUGGCCAGGUCCUCACAGUUCUCCGGAUUGACAAUACCUGUGCACCCAUCUCCUUUGACCUGGGAGCCGCAGAAGAGCAGCUACAGACCUGGGGCAUUCAGGUCCCGGCUGACCAGUACAGAAGCUUGGCGGAGAGCGCCCUCUUGGAACCCCAAGUGAGAAGAUACAUCAUCUACAACUCGAGGCCUAUGCGGCUGGCUUUUGCUGUGGUUUUCUACGUGGUGGUGUGGGCCAACAUCUACUCGACCAGCCAGAUGUUUGCCCUGGGGAACCACUGGGUGGGCGUGCUGCUCGUGACCCUGGCCGCGGUCAGCCUGACCCUGACUCUCAUGCUCAUCUUCGAGAGACAUCAGAGGAAGGCCAACACCAACACAGACCUAAGGCUGACAGCUGCCAACGGAGCCCUCCAGAGACACCGGGUGCUGCUGGGAGUGACAGACACGGUGGAAGGCUGCCAGAGCGUGAUUCAGCUCUGGUUUGUCUACUUUGACCUGGAGAACUGUGUGCAGUUUUUGUCUGAUCAUGUUCGAGAAAUGAAGACUAACCAAGAGUCCUUGCUGAGAAACAGAUUGAGCCAGCUCUGUGUUGUCAUGGAGACUGGGGUGAGCCCCACGACAGUGGCAGAGGGGCCUGAGGACCUGCUGGAGGAAGCUCCUCUCCUGCCCAGCAGUCCUCAUCCCAUGGAGAGUCCGCUCAUGCAGACCGAGCUUCUCCAGCUGGUUCCCGACGCUGAGCCGGAGGAAAUGGCCCAGCAGCUGCUGGCAGUGUUUGGUGGCUAUUACAUCCGGCUCCUGGUGACCUCCCAGCUCCCCCAGGUAGCGGGGACACGACACACGGACUCUCCAAGGGUUCCAUGCCCCUGCCAGCUCAUAGAAGCCCACAUCCUGGGCACGGGGUGCUGCCCGUUCCUGGCCAGGUGACCUAGGGACAAAGGUUCUCAUCUCCCUUCAAGACAGAAGGUGAGAAG